Messenger RNA from Telopea speciosissima, 378 nucleotides. RefSeq lists its product as uncharacterized. Lineage: Eukaryota; Viridiplantae; Streptophyta; Magnoliopsida; Proteales; Proteaceae. The coding region runs from base 1 to 378 and encodes 125 amino acids. The transcript has a single exon. The record is from RefSeq and is a predicted model, not a curated record.
AUGUUAGGGUGUAAGCCAGUUGAAACCCCUGUUGAGCCUAAUUCACAUCUUAGGAGUAAAGAUGGUGAACCAGUUGAUAAGGGCAGCUACCAGUGGUUGGUUGGUAGACUGAUUUAUUUAUCUCACACUAGGCCAGAUAUAGCCUUUGCUGUUAGUGUGGUCAAUCAGUACAUGCACGACCCUCAUUCAUCACAUUUAGAUGUUAUUUAUAGAAUUUUGAGAUACCUGAAGGCUGCUCCUGAGAAAGGUGUUCUCUUCUCAUCACACAAUCACCUCCGUAUUGAGUCAUUCACAGAUGCAGAUUGGGCUGGCUGCCCAGAUGAUUGGAGAUCUACAUCUAGGUAUUGCACCUUUGUUGGUGGUAACUUGGUCACUUGA